Messenger RNA from Prunus dulcis (almond), 1852 nucleotides. RefSeq names its product probable polyamine transporter At3g13620. Gene Ontology annotation, molecular function: transmembrane transporter activity. Gene Ontology annotation, biological process: transmembrane transport. The record is from RefSeq and is a predicted model, not a curated record. Lineage: Eukaryota; Viridiplantae; Streptophyta; Magnoliopsida; Rosales; Rosaceae. Gene Ontology annotation, cellular component: membrane. The transcript is spliced from 2 exons. Bases 140 to 1612 code for a protein of 490 amino acids.
UAGGCAACUAGCCUUCCAAUCCAACCACCACCAACAAUCUCGGAACCCAAUCACAGAACUAUACACCACCCACAUUUGAAAAUUUUCCAUUAAAACAUCCAAGAAAUCCCAACAAAAGAAAAAAGAAGAAGAAAACACCAUGAAAGCCGCCAAUUCUUCUCCAAAUUCAAAAACCAUUCUUCCUGAAAAUGAAAAACAAGAAGCGGUACAAGAACCUCCAAUGUUUAGCACCACCAAGAUCAAAAGCAAAAGACUAUCAUUCAUCCCUUUAGUUUUCCUCAUUUACUUUCAAGUCUCUGGUGGCCCUUAUGGCACAGAGUCCAUUGUUGGCUCUGGGGGGCCUUUCUUUGCCAUCCUUGGCUUUCUACUCUUCCCAGUCAUUUGGAGCAUCCCUGAGGCCCUUGUCACUGCUGAGUUGGCCACGGCCUUUCCCGGCAAUGGUGGCUUUGUCAUAUGGACUCACCAAGCCUUCGGUCCCUUCUGGGGCUUCCUUGUUGGUUUCUGGAAGUUUCUUAGUGCUGUCAUAAACUUAUCUUCCUACCCUGUUCUCUGUAUAGACUACAUUGAUCCAAUACUGCCAACUUCCUUCUCACCCUUGCCUCACUAUUUAGUUAUCUCUGUUUCAACCAUGUUGCUCUCUGUUCUCAACUUCAUUGGUUUGCCUACUGUAGGCUAUGCUGCAAUAUCUUUGGGGGUUUUGUCAUACUUGCCAUUCUUAGUAAUUUCUGUUUUUGCAAUUCCCAAGAUUGAUCCUAGCAAUUGGGCUGUUUUAGGCCAGAAGGGUAGGAAAAAAGAAUGGCCAUUGUUCUUCAAUUCCCUGUUUUGGAACUUGAAUUGUUGGGACAAUGUAAGUACUUUAGUUGUAGAGGGUGUUAAGAAACCCUCCAAGACAUUACCAAAAGCAUUUCUCUCAGCUGGGUUGUUGACUUGCUUGACUUCUUUGAUACCCAUGCUGGCUGCAACUGGGGCUAUGUCCCUUGACCUAGAUGACUGGGUUGAUGGGUUUUACACAGUUGUUGGAGAAAAAAUUGUGGGGAAAAGGUUCAAAAAAUGGGUUAGGAUUGGAGCCUUUUUAUCUGGCAUUGGUGUGUAUCAGUCCCAAUUGAGCAGCUGUUCAUACCAGCUUUCUGGCAUGGCUGAAUUAGGCUUGUUACCGAAACUUUUCGGUGUGCGGUCCAAACGGUUCAAUACACCCUGGUUGGGAAUUAUGAUCCCAACAGUGAUAUCAGUCCUGGUUUCUUACAUGAAUUUCAGGCAUGUCACAUCCUUGGUGAAUGUUUUAAACAGUCUGGGCAUGCUAGUCGAAUUUUCAGCUUUUAUUUGGUUGAGGGUGAAGUUUCCAGCUGUGGAGAGGCCCUUUAAAAUUCCAAUUACCAGGCUGAGGUGGUUGAUAGCAGUGUUGUUCAUUCCAUUUGGGUUUUUGGUGUACGUAAUUUGUGUUGGCACAAAAAUUAUAUACUUGGUGAUUGCUGUGCUGACUGCGGUUGGGAUCAUUUGGUACUUCUGCAUGAAGAUUUUCCAAGCUGCAAUGUGGCUUGACUUCAACCAUGUUGUGAAAAAGCUAGCAGAUUAUGAAGACUUUGGGGGCUAUUAUGAACGAAUUCUGAAAUAAGGUCGUUUUCAGUCACAUCCAUAUUUUGCAAUUGUUAUUGUGAAGAAGAUCAAAUCAAAUGUUUAUUUGAUUUGAUGGAUCAAACGUGGCUGACUGGAUGUACAUUUUAGUAAAGUUGUCGAGUUUGACGUAGUAGUAUUAUUCCUUGUUCCUAUGUAUAAGUUAUCAAAAAAAUAAAGUAAGAUGCAUUUUUAUUUUAUGAGUAAGAUCAAUGAUUACGUAUCCAUAAUUAUUUGAUGU